This is a messenger RNA of Babesia bovis T2Bo, 672 nucleotides long. RefSeq lists its product as uncharacterized. The record is from RefSeq and is a predicted model, not a curated record. The coding region runs from base 31 to 597 and encodes 188 amino acids. The transcript is spliced from 3 exons. Lineage: Eukaryota; Apicomplexa; Aconoidasida; Piroplasmida; Babesiidae.
CUUCAAAAUGCGCUAUAUUUAUCAGAAAUAAUGCGUUUCAUAGUAGUCUUAGCGUCAUUAGUUUGCCAAUGUCUGGUUAAUGGCCUUCAUGUACGACAUCGCAUAAACGAUGUUGUGGAAAAUGUUACACACAAAGAAAAUACUUGUGAUCAUAAAACGCAAGGUAUCGCCCGCCUGAUCACGGAAAAAGAGGAUCCGUCUUCCGGGAUUGAAGUUACACUGCUCCUUGAGCAUAAUAAGUUAAAUAUUUUAAAGGGUAAUAAAGAUCUAAAACGUUUUACUCUAACACAUCUAAAGACACCCAUACUCAUUAAGACGAGCGAGUGUCUGACUAUCGACAACGGGCAAGAAGAACUUUUCUUAUGCUUCCCAAAUAAUUAUAGCCUUAACAGUUGGUGGAUGGCCUUAUCGAAGCAAAUAUUAUGCAACAACCAAGGUAGUGUGCGCAAUGAAAUAUAUGGAGAAGCUACUUUGGAGGAAACUCAAGCGGAUAUAAACUCAUUGAAAUCUGACGAAGAAAAAACAGGUAUUAACAUACACAUAGAUGAACGUGAUCCUGCGAAAUUCCCGCAAAUAAAGGUGCAUUACAAGGAAUAAUUAAGCAUUCUGUUCUUUUGUUUAAUGGGUGGUAAAUAUACCUGCCAAAAUCUGGUGUUGGAGGAACGAAUCUAU